UGCAGUUCGAUCGUUCAAACACCUCUCUCUCUCUCCCUGCCUUUCUGGACCUCUCACGAGCAGGGGCGCCUUUCCCCCCUCCCUCCCUCUCCUCCUCCGUCCGACGGAGGAACCGCCGGACCACGCCACGGCCACGAGAUAUUCUCAUCAUAUGGAUUAAGGAAUUUAUACAAGAGUGAAACCUGUUCUUGUUUCAGCCAGAUCUCAGACUCAUAUAAUUGAUUGAGUUGGAAAUAAGGAAAGACCACUUCCUGAAGAUGUACUCUACGUGUCCACGCAUGGGGCCGGCCCGAUCACGGAUCACCUGAGCCGUGUUCGCCGUGCGUCUGAACAGAGCUUCGUGCGUCGACGCCGUGUGAGGUCCCACGACACGCCCCCUACACCGGUACACGCAUCAUCCGGCCUCCACAAUACAUAUCCAAAACAAAAGCACCGACCCGGAGACGCUGUGUCGUGCAUGCAGAGGAGGCGGAGGGUCGUGGAGCAGGGAACUGCUUGGCUGCUUCUGAUGCCGAUUAUUAGCCCCCGUUUCACAUUGCAGCCGCCAUGUGUGGGGUAUUUUCGCGGUGCGCCGCACAUGCUUCACGGAGACAAAAGCAGCAGCGGCGGUGGCGAUGGGACUGGAAUCGGUGGCGACGCAACUGCGAUACGCUAUGCGCCGUAUCACGUGCCUUUGCUUGCACCGCGUUAUCUUCUCUCCUUAAUCAAGAGGCUUGGUUAACCUUAAAGAGGAGUAAAGUACCAGAAACACCGGAAUCUGUGUAAGGGAGGAGCAGCAUGUGCAGUAGCUUUGCAAACUUGCAGUAAAAAGAAAUGUCUGGAGUGUUUGAUAGUAACAGUUCCUUGUUGCGCAAGUCGGACAGCGGGGCGGAAGCCAGAGAGACAGCGUUGCAGCUGGACCAAUCAGCGCGCGGCGCCAAGAAGGAACUUGAGAGAGUUUGUUGCUCUCCAUCACCCACCCACCACCUCCUCUCUCCUCUAUAUAAACCGGCACGCGCCCUGGCGCCAGCGAUGUCAUUCUCACCACGCGAGACGGUGGCGAGCCCGGGCGGGUGCGGCAAGGAGUCGUGCCCCUUCUGCGAGAUGUCGAGGCAGCACGCGGCCGGGUGCGCGCGGCGGCUGCCCAAGCGGAUCAUCCUGGUGCGGCACGGCGAGAGCCAGGGGAACCUCGACAUGUCGGCCUACUCCACCACCCCGGACUACCGCAUCCCGCUCACGCCGCGCGGGGUCGAGCAGGCGCGCGCCGCCGGCCGGGGCAUCCUCGACGUCGUCUCCUCCGGGGGCCCCGACGCCAACUGGAAGGUCUACUUCUACGUCUCCCCCUACGAGCGCACCCGGGCCACCCUGCGCGGGAUCGGCGCCGCCUUCCCGCGCGACCGCAUCAUCGGGGCCCGCGAGGAGUGCCGCGUCCGCGAGCAGGACUUCGGCAACUUCCAGGUCGAGGAGCGGAUGCGCGCCAUCAAGGAGACCCGCGAGCGCUUCGGCCGCUUCUUCUUCCGCUUCCCCGAGGGCGAGUCCGCCGCCGACGUCUUCGACCGCGUCGCCAGUUUCCUGGAGUCGCUGUGGAGGGACAUCGACAACGGGAGGCUGGAUCCGAGCACCACCUGCGAGACCAACCUGGUGAUCGUCUCGCACGGCCUCACCUCGCGCGUUUUCAUGAUGAAGUGGUUCAAGUGGACCGUGGAGCAGUUCGAGCGCCUCAACAACUUCGAGAACUGCGAGUUCAGGGUGAUGCAGCUCGGGCCCGGCGGCGAGUACAGCCUCCUCAUGCACCACACCAAGGAGGAGCUCGAGGAGUGGGGCCUGUCGCCGGAGAUGAUCACCGACCAGCAGUGGCGCGCCUCCGCCAACCGCCGCAGCUGGUCUGAGGAGUGCUCCUCCUUCAUGGCCACCUUCUUCGACAACUGGAUCGAUCCGCCAGAGGAGGGGGAGGGGGACGACAAGCGCCAGGAACAAGACGAUGGCAAGAUCAAGUCCCUGGAGUAACCAAUCCGCUCCCCUUUCCCUUAGUAGUUCCUUAGAAUUUGUUCCAAUUUGAUACUGCAACUGCACAUCUCCUUCGUUCCUUCGUCGCGAAGUUCUUCGACAACCGGAAGGAUUCAGAAGAAGAGAAUGGCAAGAUCGAGCUGUUGGAGUAUCCGAACUGACCUGCUCUUUAGUUCCGUCAAAGUUCUUCAGAUUUGAUACUGCUAGUGUGUUCCGCCAUGGAUGGAUGUAGCCAUCGCUGGUUUCCUCUUUGUUGAAUUCGAAACCUGUUCAUAGUAGCUAGACAUUGAGAUACGAUUUGGAGAAAUGCAGAAAUGGGUGCUCUGGUUGAGAACAGAGUCUUGGAGAUUGGUAUUUCUGCAUGUUUUGGUUUCCCUCUCGUCCUGAUUGCCAAGUCUAUUAGGACUAUGCUCAUUGAAUUCGCAACCUGUUCUUAGUAGUUCUUGUUCAAGAGUAGUUAUACACUGAGAUGCUAUUUGGGAAAAUGCAGAAGGGGGUGCUCUGGUUGAGAGCAGAGCCUUGGAUAAUGAUAUAUCUGGAGGUUUCCUCAUGCUUAUUGCCAAGUUUAUUUGGAAUAGGAUGAUUUUUGGUUCAA
Molecule: messenger RNA, 2581 nt
Organism: Triticum aestivum (bread wheat)
Lineage: Eukaryota; Viridiplantae; Streptophyta; Magnoliopsida; Poales; Poaceae
Product: phosphoglycerate mutase-like protein AT74H
Exons: 5
Coding region: 814-1986 (390 amino acids)
Molecular function (GO): catalytic activity
Source: RefSeq, a predicted model, not a curated record